Molecule: messenger RNA, 1959 nt
Organism: Brenthis ino (lesser marbled fritillary)
Lineage: Eukaryota; Metazoa; Arthropoda; Insecta; Lepidoptera; Nymphalidae
Source: the annotation of a GenBank genome assembly
AUGGCAUCUCCUAAGCAGCUCAAGCCCGACGACCACACAAACUGCUUCAAAGUGCGACGUUGGUGCAGAAGUCGGAACUGUCAGCUCUGGAGGCUUUUACUGCUACCUUUUAUACCCAUUUUAGCCCUGAUCGUCCAAACUACUUUUUCUUUAAAGAACAGUCUCACGAAUGGCAUGGAAGUAGCCGAUGUGGAAGAACAGGUGAGCCGAGCCACUGAACUAGGGAAGCUGGUAACCAGGUUGCAGCAAGAGCGAUCUGAAGUAGCAUUCUUCAUCUUUACUAACGGAAGCACUCUUAGAUCAAACCUAACACAACGCUUCACUGGAACAGACAUGGCUAUCGAACAAAUGGGUGACUUACCAUCUCUCCUGUUCAAGAACCGCGUCGAGCCCGUCAAUGGUGAAGCCUUUCUCAAUGAGCUAUCUGACCUCAGAGCCAAGAUCAACCCCGGCACGUCGAUGACAGAAGUAGUGGAAUGGUACACUAAUGCAAAUGCGGCUUUACUAACUCAUCUCACGAAGGAAAUAAAAGACACCGACAGCAGUACUAUAUGGAGAUAUUUAGUUGGAUUUAAAAAUCUACUGAGAAGUAUAGAAUGUAAAGGCAUAGCUUCCGUACUUGGCAUUAAUUACUUCGCUCGUGGCUUUUUGCAGCCUCGAGCGCAUGAAAGGUACAUUAGCCACAUGGUUCUGGGCCGAGAUCUUUUAGACAAUACGCUCAAUCUCAUCCCAUCAUUAAUACCUCUACAUAUGGAUAUCAAAGAAGAUAGUCCGGAAUAUCAAGUGUUGGAAAAAAAGGAAGUAUUUCUUAAUAUGGAAGUUUUCUUCUUAAUAGAGGAAGAAACAUAUCAACUAUCUGGUAUCCAUAACACAGGCUUCGUAGCUUACCAUGGAACUAGAUGGUGGAAUCAACAAAUAGUCGACAAUAAACACCAAGCAGGCAGCGUCAGUGAAGCAAUAGAGUACUUCGACCAGACAGCUACUUUACUUGGAAAACUCAGAGCUGUUCAAAAGCAACUAAGAGAAUAUAUCAGGGAGGGAGUAAACGAAAGUUUAAGAGAAGCUCGUCGAAGUGAAGCAAUUUGCGCGGGUAUACUCAUCUUAGUAUGCGUCGUAUCUCCUAUCAUCAUAGCUCUAGUUCGGAACGCUGUAAAUACUAUACAGGUGUACGCCCGUAAUCUAUCUGAGAAAGCAAGAGAACUUGAAUAUGAAAAAGAAUUAAGUGAUUCACUGCUCUACCAAAUGCUACCAGCGAGUGUCGCAAAGCAAUUAAAACAAACACAGCAGGUGCCAGCUGAGUUCUUUGCAUCUGUUACUGUGUACUUUAGCGACAUCGUCGGUUUCACUGCUAUUGCGGCCGUCUCAACUCCAUAUCAGGUUAUCAGUUUUCUCAACUCAGUGUAUAAGCUGUUCGAUGAAAGGAUUGAAUGCUACGAUGUGUACAAGAUAGAAACAAUAGGGGACUCGUACAUGGUGGCUUCAGGACUUCCAGUCAGGAAUGGAAACAAACAUGCGACUGAGAUAGCGAGUAUGGCCUUGGAAUUAUUGGAGGCGACAUCUAUGUGCCGUUUGCCACACAGGCCCGAUCAGACCCUCUGUAUGAGAAGUGGUAUCCACACCGGACCGUGUGUUGCUGGGAUUGUGGGUACUAAAAUGCCACGGUACUGCCUCUUUGGAGACACCAUCAACACAGCCAGCCGCAUGGAGAGUACUGGAGAGCCUAUGAAGAUCCAAAUAUCGGAAGACUUGAAAAGAGCUCUGGAUAAGACUGGGAAAUUCAUUACAACACCCCGUGGAGUUGUCGACGUCAAGGGAAAAGGUGAAAUGAUGACAUACUGGCUGGAUGGUAGGACUGGACCGUCUCCUGUGAGGCCUACAACUUCCUUAGACUGUACUCCCAGCUUCCUCGCCAGGAUUCACCAAGGAAGAACAUCUCCAAGAUAUCAGGAUAGAAACUAU